AUGGACACCGCAAUUUCUCCUUACGAUGUACUUGGCGUUCCGUUUUCGGCCUCAGUCGCGGACAUUCGUGCGGCAUUCAAGCGUCUAGCACUCUGUACCCAUCCCGACAAACGGAUAUACAGCGAGCCAAAUGGAGAGGUGUUAGCGGUGACACAAACAAAUCAACCAUUCCACGUUGUAAAGGAGGCGUCGGAGCUGUUGCUUGAUCCACUGCGUCGUGCUCAAUAUGACCAUGGACGCGAGCAGGCGUAUGUGCGGUCCGUCGGUGCGGUAAGUGACCGGUAUGACUUGAGCGAAUUUGUCCUUGUGGAAGAGAAAUGUGUCUGCGAUAGCACUGGACAGGAUAAUGGCGUGAUAAGGAUGCGGGUUUACACGUUGGAAUGCCGAUGCGGCGGUGUGUUUGAGGUGUUUAUCACCGAACGUGAAGUUGAGGCGCGAGGAGUGCACAAAUUUUGUGAAUGUGACUGUUGUUCCUUGGUAAUUGCAGUAACAGGCGGUUGUGUGGCAUUUACAUGA
Molecule: messenger RNA, 516 nt
Organism: Trypanosoma rangeli
Lineage: Eukaryota; Euglenozoa; Kinetoplastea; Trypanosomatida; Trypanosomatidae
Product: chaperone DnaJ protein
Exons: 1
Coding region: 1-516 (171 amino acids)
Biological process (GO): positive regulation of ATP-dependent activity
Molecular function (GO): ATPase activator activity; ferrous iron binding
Source: RefSeq, a predicted model, not a curated record